Rhagoletis zephyria (snowberry fruit fly) is the source of this 746-nucleotide messenger RNA. Its product is annotated as centromere/kinetochore protein zw10-like. NCBI's taxonomy places the organism in Eukaryota, Metazoa, Arthropoda, Insecta, Diptera, Tephritidae. The record is from RefSeq and is a predicted model, not a curated record. Gene Ontology annotation, cellular component: RZZ complex. Gene Ontology annotation, biological process: endoplasmic reticulum to Golgi vesicle-mediated transport; mitotic spindle assembly checkpoint signaling.
CACUGGUGCAGAUACUUGAAACAAGUGCCUAUUGUAUAACCUUUUAUAUAAGAAAUAUUUGUAUUCUCUUGCAGAUAUUUCCGAUGCACACACAGUUGGCACUGCGCCGUUGAAAUUAUUGCGUCAGUGUUUGCGUCAAUUAGAUUUGUUGAAAAAUCUUUGGCAGAAUGUGUUACCCGAUGCAAUUUAUAACAAGACAUUUUGCGAUAUUAUACAUGAUUUUUGUAAUGAAAUAAUACGACGUAUACUCGCAAUGGAGGACAUUUCGGCAACAGUGGCAAGUGAGUUGAGUGAGCUAAUCGGUGUCAUAUUGGAGAAGGUGCCAACUUUAUUCAAGCACAAACAUGAAGUGAUACAUAUUAAAUCUUGGAUAAAACUUGAGCAAUUCAAACUGAUACUGAAUGCUUCGUUGAAAGAAAUCACCGAGCAGUGGUGUGAAGGUGCCGGUAUUUUAACGGCAAACUAUAAGGCAGAAGAAGUUAAGCAUCUCAUACGAGCACUUUUCCAAAAUACCGAUCGGCGCGCCAAGGCAUUAACGAAAAUUGUCUAAACAAGAUACACUGCGUUUUUUCUGGUAGUAUAAGAUUUUUAUUUUAAAAUUUUGAAAUAGUUAUUAAAUAAUAGGUAUGUUUUUCUGAAAUAUUUCUGAUAAAAGUUUUCGUUGCAUUCGCUAUUUUUUUGGUAAUAUUCGCAAUGUUUACAUGCCUUCAAGCAAGAAUUGUGCACAGAUAAUGAACGACGACUCA